UUAACUGUAGUUUAUUUUGUUAAUCCCUUAAGAAAAAAUCCUCAAGAACCAAAAAAUAGCCCAUUCCAUUAUCAAUCACAACUCACAUUCGACACAUCCAUUGCUUAAUAAUUUUAGAAUAUUUGAUAGAAUUCAUUCCACAACUCACAUGUAUUUAGCUUAUAUAUAAAUGAUGUACUCUGCGUCAUGGAGUAUGAGCUCAUUUCGCAUCUUAUUACCUUGUUAUAAUACCUAUUUACUUGAACACUAAAUUGAAAUUACGGGUGUCCUUCUACCUCUUAUUUGCUCGAGAUUAUAGCAUUUAGCCCAUCAAUUUUUAAACAGACUUGAAUAUCAGACUUUUGAAAAAAUGCAUGAGAUUGCAAUGGCAGCAAGCUUGAAACUUUAUGUGAACUAGCAUCUUGUCAUUAACAGUAAAAUCAUGCAUCGGUAGGGUUGCGAAAAGCAUGAUGUUCUGCUUCAGGCGAUUGUUACACAAUUCAACUCAUGCUCUUUCUGCCCAAUUAGCUUUGUCAGAGCAGUUGCUGCAUCAUUACAACCUCAAAUUUCCACUUUUGAAUUUGGAAUAUCAUCAGUUUAAAAAUUCUUGUUGCUUGGAAGAUGCCCAUCAGCUUCAUUUGCAGGUCUACAAAAGUGGGUUUACAUAUGAUGUUUUCUGGUGUAAUACUCUUAUUGAUAUUUAUGUCAGAGUUGGCAAAUUGGAUUCCGCCCAGAAGCUGUUUGAUGAAAUGCCUCAAAAGAACCUCGUUUCUUGGGCUUGUUUGAUUUCAGGGUUUGUACAAAAUUGCAUGCCUGAUGAGGCAUGUAUUUUAUUCAAAGGAAUCAUUUCAGCUGGUCUCUCACCAAACCACUAUGCUAUUGGUAGUGCUCUUCGAGCAUGCCAAGAGCAUGGUCCAACUAAGCUUAAACUUGGGAUGGAGAUUCAUGGCUUACUUUCCAAAUCUCCAUAUGCUUCGGACAUGGUGUUGUCUAAUGUGCUCAUGUCCAUGUAUUCACAUUGCUCAGCUUCCACUGAUGAUGCUCGUCAUGUUUUUGAUGAAAUAAAAAUUAAGAAUUCUGCAUCCUGGAAUUCUAUCAUUUCGACUUAUUGUCGUAGAGGAGAUGCAAUUUCUUCUUUUAAGCUAUUUUCAAGCAUGCAAAGGGAUUCACAACUUACCUGCAGGCCUAAUGAAUAUACCUUCUGUAGCUUAGUAACGGUUGCAUGCUCUCUGGUUGACUAUGGACUGACUUUGCUUAAGCAGAUGCUGGCUAGGAUUGAAAAAUCUGGCUUCUUACAAGGUUUGUAUGUUGGUAGUGCAUUGGUCAGUGGGUUUGCGAAGUUUGGUUUGAUAGAACCUGCUAAAACGAUUUUUGAGCAGAUGUGUGAUCGUAAUGCAGUGACUAUGAAUGGGUUAAUUGUUGGAUUGACAAGGCAGCACCAGGGUGAAGAAGUAGUUAAGAUAUUCAAGGAAAUGAAAGAUUUCGUUGAAAUAAAUGCAGACUCUUAUGUGGUUCUUUUAAGUGCUUUUACUGAAUUUUCAAAUUUAAAGGAAGGGAAGAGAAAGGGUCAAGAGAUUCAUGCUUAUCUGAUUCGCAAUGCUUUGAUUAAUGUCUGGAUUUCAAUAGGAAAUGCGCUUGUCAAUAUGUACGCAAAAUGUGAUGCCAUUGAUAAUGCUCGGUCAAUUUUUAAACUCAUGCCCAGUAAAGAUAUUGUCUCAUGGAACUCCAUGAUCUCUGGCCUGGACCACAAUGAGCGGUUUGAGGAAGCAGUUGCCUGUUUCCAUACAAUGAGAAGAAAUGGAAUGGUACCCUCAAAUUUCUCAGUUAUUAGUACUUUGAGUUCAUGUGCAAGUUUGGGUUGGAUCAUGUUAGGACGACAAAUACACUGUGAAGGGAUCAAAUGGGGGCUUGAUUUGGAUGUUUCAGUUUCAAAUGCUCUUCUAACAUUAUACGCUGAAACUGAUUAUAUGGAUGAAUGUCAUAAAGUUUUCUUUCUUAUGCCAGAGUAUGAUCAAGUUUCUUUGAAUUGUUUUAUUGGUGCACUAGCAACUUCAGAGGCAUCAGUUUUACAGGCUAUAAAAUAUUUCCUCCAGAUGAUGCAAGCUGGAUGGAAACUUAACAGAGUGACAUUUAUAAAUAUUUUACCAGCAGUUUCUUCUCUUUCUCUUCUCGAACUAGGUCGUCAAAUUCAUGCUUUAAUCUUAAAAUACUCCAUUGCUCCUGACAAUGCUAUUGAGAAUGCACUUCUAGCUUUCUAUGGAAAGUGUGAGCAGAUGGAGGACUGUGAGAUUAUCUUUUCUAGAAUGUCUGAACGAAGGGAUGAAGUCAGCUGGAAUUCAAUGAUUUCUGGAUAUAUACACAAUGGCAUCCUGCACAAGGCCAUAGAUUUGGUAUGGCUUAUGAUGCAAAGGGGCCAUAGAUUGGAUGGUUUCACACUUGCCACCCUACUUAGUGCCUGUGCUUCAGUUGCAACAUUAGAGCGUGGUAUGGAAGUCCAUGCAUGUUCUAUAAGAGCUGGUCUAGAAUCUGAUGUUGUUGUUGGUAGUGCACUAGUUGACAUGUAUGCAAAAUGCGGAAGGAUAGAUUAUGCUUCAAGAUUCUUCGAUUUGAUGCCUGUGAGGAACAUAUAUUCUUGGAAUUCAAUGAUUUCAGGUUUUGCACGCCACGGACAGGGACGAAAAGCUCGAAAACUUUUUACUCAAAUGAAACAGCAUGGCCAAUCACCAGAUCAUGUCACCUUCGUUGGGGUCCUAUCAGCCUGUAGUCAUGUAGGAUUAGUUGAUGAAGGAUUUAAGCAAUUCAAAUCAAUGAGUGAAGUAUAUGGCUUAGCUCCUCGAAUAGAACACUUCUCUUGUAUGGUAGACCUCCUUGGAAGAGCAGGUGAUGUUAAUAAGAUUGAGGACUUUAUCAAAACAAUGCCAAUGGAUCCUAAUGUACUUAUUUGGAGAACAGUUUUAGGAGCAUGUUGUCGAUCAAAUGGCCGUAAUACAGAGCUAGGACGGAAGGCUGCGAAGAUGCUUAUUGAGUUAGAGCCACAGAACGCUGUGAACUAUGUGCUUCUGUCUAACAUGCAUGCUGCUGGUGGGAAGUGGGAAGAUGUGGCACAGGCUAGGUUGGCAAUGAGGAAUGCAGAAGUGAAGAAGGAAGCAGGGUGUAGUUGGGUGACCAUGAAGGAUGGAGUUCAUGUGUUUGUGGCUGGAGAUCAAACGCACCCGGAGAAAGUAAAAAUCUAUGACAUGCUCAAGGAGAUAAUGAACAAAAUGAGGGAUGCUGGAUAUGUGCCUGAAACCAAUUAUGCACUCUAUGAUCUUGAGCUUGAAAACAAAGAAGAGCUCCUAAGCUAUCAUAGUGAAAAGCUGGCUGUUGCUUUUGUUCUCACUCGCAAAUCCGAGCUCCCAAUUAGGAUAAUGAAGAACCUUCGGGUUUGUGGUGACUGUCACACUGCUUUCAAAUACAUAUCAAAGAUUGUCAAUCGACAGAUAAUUUUACGAGAUUCAAAUAGAUUUCACCAUUUUUAUGGUGGCAAAUGUUCUUGUGGGGAUUAUUGGUGACUGGUGCUGAAUAAUUAUGGAGAGGAGAUUCUUUGGUGUUACAAUCUGGAAUAGUGAUGUUAAUUCGCUUGUAAUGGUGAAGAAAAGAGAGAAAAAUGAGACAUUUUUUUGAACUCAUGACCAUGUCUUAGUUGCGGAAAUUAGUGAUUUACCUUAGUUGUGUUUAGAUAGAAAAUUUAAGAAUUCCAGAAAAUGAGAUUUGGAUAGAUGCAGUAGUCCAGAGUGCAAUUGGAGAGAAAGGAAUAACAGAUUAUAGAUGGGACAUUGUUGCCGCGUGGAGCAGCCCCCAAUAUCCUCUUUAUCAUUAUUUUUUUUCCCUUAUUGCUGAAUUUUCUUGUUUUUCUGAGUUGUGUUCAUUUUGACGUGUGCCCCUGUUCCUUAAAGGGGUAGUACCCUUUUAACCACACUCUGGAGCUUUGCAAAAAACACACUGAAGAGGAACUUAAUAAGUGAAA
Molecule: messenger RNA, 3985 nt
Organism: Abrus precatorius (Indian licorice)
Lineage: Eukaryota; Viridiplantae; Streptophyta; Magnoliopsida; Fabales; Fabaceae
Product: putative pentatricopeptide repeat-containing protein At5g09950
Exons: 1
Coding region: 447-3530 (1027 amino acids)
Biological process (GO): RNA modification
Molecular function (GO): zinc ion binding; RNA binding; protein binding
Source: RefSeq, a predicted model, not a curated record